UUGCCUGAAGCAAAAGGGGCUCGAUGUUCUCACGCAAUGAUAUCAUAACGUUAUUGACGUAGACGGCGAUAAUAAAUAAUGAAUUUGCUCGCUUAUCACGUGGAGGCAGCGACUGAAUAAUUUAACCCCUACGUUACUACAAGAGCGUACGUCCCUUUUUGCAGCAUCAGUGAAGUAUCCCUCCCUGCGACGACCUUAAUCCCUGCAAUGAUGAUUUUUUUCACCUUCAGUGCUGCGUUAAAUUAUGAUAAAUCAUUGCUAAUGUUAUGAUGAGAAUUAUAUGAUACGCAAACGGAAAUGCAUCCUACUUGGGAUCCACCUGGCUUUGGACUACGCCACAGUAUCGCGCUGCUGUAAGCCGCAGCACCCCACAUCAGCAUCGGCACAGCUGGACAGCGGCAGCCUGGAAGCAUUGCUUCACCUUCACCCUCACUGGUCAUGUGGAAAUAUCUGGUAAUGAUGCUCCUCUGAAGGACAGUGAACAUCUCAGCUGCUUUCUUUGUGAGCCCCCUAUACUACAAGACCAAAAACCCAAAGCUUCUUCGGUCCCUCCAUCCCUCCAUCCUCCUCAGAGUAUCAGCCCCAUUUCUUGCAGGCAUUUGAUCCAUAACCAGAGCUCCAAGAUGAGCGGGCUCUUCGCUAAACUGGACCCGCGGCGGAUUCAGUGGGGGGCCACCUGGUUUGCCUUCCAAUCCCGUGUCCUGCGCACGAAGCCGGUGGAGUCUAUGCUGGAGAGCACGGGAAGCACUGGGGCUCACGGCACUAAACUCGCCCGUGUUCUCUCCACCGUGGACCUCGUGUCUCUGGGAGUGGGAAGCUGUGUCGGCACUGGCAUGUAUGUGGUGUCUGGACUGGUGGCUAAGGAAAUGGCAGGUCCUGGGGUCAUUGUGUCUUUCAUCAUCGCUGCUGUGGCCUCCAUCCUGUCAGGGGUGUGCUAUGCUGAAUUUGGUGUGCGAGUGCCUAAAACCACAGGAUCAGCCUAUACUUACAGCUAUGUGACAGUGGGAGAAUUUGUGGCUUUUUUUAUUGGCUGGAAUCUGAUUUUGGAGUAUCUGAUUGGUACAGCAGCAGGAGCCAGUGCACUCAGCAGCAUGUUCGACUCCCUGGCCAAUCACAGCAUCAGCGGCUUCAUGAUCAACCACAUAGGAACACUCAACGGCUUGGGUAAAGGGGAGCAGGCGUAUCCGGACAUCCUGGCCCUGGUCAUAGUCAUCCUGGUCACAGUGAUCGUUGCUCUGGGCGUGAAGAAUUCCGUCGGGUUCAACAACGUGCUGAAUGUCAUCAAUCUAGUGGUGUGGGUAUUCAUAAUGAUUGCAGGCCUUUUCUUCGUCAGUGGCAGCAACUGGGAUGAGGGACGAUUCCUGCCCUAUGGCUGGUCAGGGGUCAUGCAGGGUGCAGCCACUUGCUUCUAUGCUUUUAUUGGGUUUGAUAUUAUAGCCACCACCGGAGAGGAAGCCAAGAGUCCCAACACAUCCAUCCCCUAUGCCAUCACUGCCUCUCUGGUCACCUGUCUCACUGCCUAUGUCUCUGUGAGUGUGAUCCUCACCCUGAUGGUCCCCUACACUGAAAUUGACAUAGAUGCUCCGCUGAUGGAGAUGUUCUCUCUACAUGGCUUCCAAACUGCCAAAUACAUAGUGGCCAUCGGCUCCAUUGCAGGACUGACAGUUAGUUUGUUGGGCUCUCUCUUCCCAUUGCCGAGAGUCAUCUAUGCCAUGGCCGGAGAUGGUUUGCUCUUCAGGUUCCUGGCCCAUGUGAACACAUACACAGAGACUCCUGCAGUGGCCUGUGUGGUGUCGGGCUUCCUCUCUGCUCUCUUGGCUUUGCUCGUCAGUCUGAGGGAUCUGAUUGAGAUGAUGUCCAUCGGCACUCUGCUAGCCUACACGCUAGUGUCAGUGUGUGUGCUGCUGCUACGUUACCAGCCCGAGGGAGAUAUUCACGGAUUCGUCAACUUCCUCUCCGAGCAGAACGCAAAGCGUAAGGAGGGAGUUCUGGCCGAGUGUGAGAAGGAAGCCUGUUCGCCAAACAGUGAGGGCGAUGAUUUUGGAGGAGCUCCUACAAACGCCUGUGGAGCCAAGAACUUGCCAUCUUUAGGAGACAAUGAGAUGCUGAUCGGUAAACCCGACAAGUCCACCUACACUGCCAGUCACCCCAACUACGGCACAGUGGACAUGUCCUCAGGCAUCGAGUCAGAUGAGACAGAUAGCGUGUAUCUGCUGAAGUUGAAGAAGCUGCUGGGGCCUCGCUAUUACACCAUGCGUAUUCGGCUUGGCCUGCCGGGCAAGAUGGACCGACCCACCAUGGCCACUGGCCGCACCGUCACCCGCUGCGUCAUUUUGCUCUUCAUCCUCAUCUUCUGCUUCUGCUCUCUCAUCAUCUUCGGCUCGGGUCAGAUCGCUGAUGGCCAGUGGUGGGCGGUGCUGCUGCUGGUGCUGCUGCUUCUGGUCAUCAUGCUCUUGAUCUUCAUCAUCAUUCAGCAGCCGGAGAACCCCAAGCGCCUGCCCUACAUGGCUCCCUGCGUUCCCUUCGUCCCGGCCUCCGCCAUGCUGGUAAAUGUUUACCUCAUGCUCAAGCUCUCCACCAUCACAUGGAUCCGUUUUGGUGUAUGGUGCUUUGUGGGUGUUUUGAUCUACUUCGGCUACGGCAUGUGGAACAGCACCCUGGAGAUCACGGCACGUGAGGAGGAGGCCCAUGCUAGCACAUACCAGCGCUACGACAUUGGCGUGGAUGACAACUUUGCAGUAGAUGAUGAUCUGCACCCUUCUGGAGACGGAGGGCCGGACCAAACCUGGGACUCCCAUGAGGGCAAAGGUGGGCACCAGAAACAGCAACAUCAGGAGCAGAGCAAGCCUCAGCCUGACGGCCUGGACAGGGUGGACAACCACAGGACCUCCUCUGCCUCCUCACACAGCAGGGCCAAAAGCAAAGCUGGCAAACCCAGUCCGGGCUUUGAGGCACUGGUAGUCGACGACGAUUUGGACGAUCCUUUGGAAUGAGAAUGUAAUCUGAAUGUACAAAUCUGCCAACAACUGCAGAACCCUUGGGCUAGGUUGUUAUGUCUCUGAGUUUUUAUUUGAUUCCUGUUCCUUUAUUUGCAGCCCUUUUUCACUACUGAUAGGAUAAUGAGAACACAUAGGAUGGGAUUUAACUUUUAGAAGGCUUUUGAUCUUUUUUUAUUUUUUUGACCACACAGAUCCUAAAGAGCCCAAAUAUUCCUUCUUUUUAAAAUCAAUUUUAACAGUUUGAUCCCUAAUUCUCAAUGUAAUCGUGUUACCAAACUCUUCAGCACUUAAAUAUGUGUAAUCUAUUAUUUCACUAUCCGGUGAGUAGUUUAUUUCUGCCCUGUUAGUUAUCACGUUCCCACAGUCUUUCCCAAUAGGAGCGUCUUUCAUCUGUCAGGAGGAUGCCUAUUCACAGGUCACUUCCUGUAGUCUAUUAGCCCCAACGUUGUGUUGGGUCGAAAUAAAACAAGAAAACAUUGCCAUGUGAAGCCCUUAAAACACUUAAAGUGAUUUGCACACUUUUGCAAUUCAGUAAGCAGCUGUUUUUCUUAAUCAGUUUGAAUAUUGCAUACAAAAAGUUUCGUUUUGAGAGGCAAAAUAGAUGAUAGCCAUAAAAUGUGACUGGGAAUGACCCCACUGAAUCAAAGGCCUCGUUCUCUUCUGCUCUAACAUCUAGCCCAAGUGAGGUUUCGAUUGUAGGUUGUCACAAAUAGUAAUUGGACUUUGCUUGCAAUAGUGCCUUCAUCUGUCAGUGUGUGCUUUAAAUAUGACCAUCAAGAUGUCCAUGCUUGUUUGUUUGUCAUUUCUGUUGAUGCCGACAUAUCCAUGGGGUUUGUUUUCCUUGUGAAGGUGCCUGUCAGCCGUCACGUGUCACCACCGACCAUCCAUUCAUCCUAAGUACCAGUGACUCCGCUUCAUCCUUGCAAGCAGGCAGCUCUGUGUCAAUACUGACAGUGUGACCACAGUACGAUUUGUGUCUCUCAGCUGGUCAGUGUGUCCGUUGAAAAAAAAAAAAAAAGAUGAGUUUUAGGAAAAGAGAGGGAGUGAAAUUUGCAUGUGGUGUGGAGUGUUUUUUUUUUUUUUUAUCGGGCUGUGCUCUUCCCUUAUAAUUCACGUGGUGUUCAAAUGAUCUGUCCAGUCUAACUCUAUCUGUGCUAUAGCUCUGGCAGCCGAAAAAGGCAAAACAAAAAACAAAGCAACCAAUCCAGGCCUCAAAUCCAUACAUUUGGAAGGCCUCAUGUUUAAAAUGCACUAAGCAUAUCAUGCCAUUUUACUUUAAAUGUGUCUCCCCAAAUUUGUGUUUGUGACAAAUAGGUUGAAAUGUUAAAAAACAAAAGAUUGAGUUGCCAUAAAUGAUUUGCUGGCUGUGUCAUUUGAGUCCCAUAAGCUCUCACAGCGCAUAGAGCUUCAUUUUGGGGCCUGGGUUGGUUUUGUUCCUUGCAUCUGGUCUAUGAUGUGAUUCUUUGUCGCUGUGGCAUUUUGCUGAAUGUAUAGCAUGUUCAGAACAAACGGGCCCAGAGUAAAACUGUGAGUAUCUGCAUGUGUGGUGACCGAUGAAAGACUUGAUGUAAAUCUCAAAUGUAGCAUUCUGAGAGACAAGGGUAGCAGCCUGCCGACUGUACACCCCCCGAACCCUCCUUUUCCCGAGUGGCCUCUGUUUACAAAGCAAGCCAAAGUCUGCAACCUUUGUUUACUACAGUAUACUCGACAAAAGACACCAUUUUACUUCUGUAGAGUAGAACAAUAUAUAACAGUGUGGAGAUGUGAGAUAUCGAAGAGAAGUAUUUUUUUACAGGCAUUUCAUACCUUCAGGUUCUCUAUUAGGGUAGCCUAGUCACCGCCGGUGGUGUUUUGUGGGUACAGAAGAACUUCUAAAGAACAGUGGUGAAAGCAUAUAUUUUUAAUGACCUCUUUCUAAAAACAUAACUGGAGAUGUUUGGGUUUUGAUUUAAAUACGUUAGCACAUAAGAAUAGUCUCAAAGAGGGCAAGGUUUUAAAGGGAUAGUUCACCCCAAAAAUAAAUAUUCUGUUACCAUAUACUCAACCUCAUAUCACUUCCAAUCUGUACACAACAGAUUUUUUAUUAUUAAUUUUUUUUGGUCCAUACAAUGGAAUUCAGUGGGGUCCAUUGAUGAUGUUUUGGACCCCAUUGACUUUCAUUGUAUGGACAAAAACAGUUCUUUUGUGUUCAGCAGAAGUCACACAGGUUUUGAGCAACAUGAGGGUGAGUAAAUAAUGACAAUUUUCUUUUGUGGGUGAAUUAUUAAGUAAGAUUAAAAUCUACGUACAGAAAUAUUUUAUUAAAAAUCUGUCUGUAAAAAAAAAAAAAAAAA
Molecule: messenger RNA, 5332 nt
Organism: Cyprinus carpio (common carp)
Lineage: Eukaryota; Metazoa; Chordata; Actinopteri; Cypriniformes; Cyprinidae
Gene: slc7a14a
Product: solute carrier family 7 member 14a
Biological process (GO): amino acid transport; transmembrane transport
Cellular component (GO): plasma membrane
Molecular function (GO): amino acid transmembrane transporter activity
Source: RefSeq, a predicted model, not a curated record